AUGGUCCGCCUCCGAGAUGGCAUGUGGCUCACGGCCGAAAACUUUCGCGUCGAGUACGCCGAAAACGUGUACGAGAUCACGCCCAGCGAGGACCAGCGCGCCCUCAGCCUACUGUGCCCGACCAAGAACAUCAAGAGCCGGGGCGACACCCUCAACCAGCCGACGGUGACGGUGGACCUGCGCGCCGAGUUCGACGGCGUCAUCUCCGUCGAGGCCACGCACUGGGCCGGCGCGCAGAACAAGGGCCCCCACUUCGACCUCUUCCCCGCGGGCAGGCCCGACGCGGCCGCGGACACCGUCGGCACGAUCACGCGCGGCCCCGCGGGCACGACGCUGGCCUCGGGCGCGCUCGCGGUGACGGUGCACCCGGACCCGCACACGUUUGACCUGCGAUUCCACAGCGCCGCGGACCCCGCGCGGCAGGUGACGAGCCUGGGCCACCGCAGCGCGGGGUUCGCGUACACGCCCGCGCCGAGCACGCCGAUGCAGACGGGCGACAUGCGGGACUUUGCGCACUACAUGUUUUUGCAGACGAACCUCGCGGUCGGCGAGUCGGUGCACGGGCUGGGCGAGCGGUUCGGGGCGUGGAAUAAAGUCGGCCAGGCCGUGACGCUGUGGAACGCGGACGGGGGCACGUCGAGCGACCAGGCGUAUAAGAACGUGCCGUUUUGGCUCAGCAGCAAGGGGUACGGCGUCUUCAUCGACACGACGGGCCGCGUGGAGAUGGAAGUCGGCAGCGAGCGGUGCUGCCGCGUGCAGACGACGGUGCGCAGCCAGCGACUGAAGAUGUACAUCAUCUACGGGCCGCGGCCCAAGGACGUGCUGGCGCGGUACGCCGUGCUCACGGGGCGGGCGAACCGCGUGCCCAGCUGGAGUUUCGGCUUGUGGCUGACGACGAGCUUCACGACCAACUACGACGAGGCGACGGUCAACUCGUUUCUCGAGGGCAUGCGGGACCGCGGCGCACCCGUCGACGUGUUCCACUACGACUGCUUCUGGAUGAAGGCGUUCGCCUGGACCGACUUCGUCUUCGACUCGGAGCGGUUCCCGGACCCGCAGGGCCAAAUCAGCCGCCUCAAGGCCAGCGGGCUCUGCAAGAAAGUAUGCGUCUGGAUCAACCCCUACAUCGCGCAGCACGGCGCCGCCUUCGCCCACGCCGCGGCCCGGGGCUACCUCCUCAAGCGCAAGAACGGCGACGUGUGGCAGUGGGACCUCUGGCAGGCGGGCAUGGGCCUCGUGGACAUCACCAACCCGGACGCCGUGGCGUGGUACGUGGGCUGCCUCAACGGCCUGUUCGACAAGGGCGUCGACGCGCUCAAGACCGAUUUCGGCGAGCGCAUCCCCACGCAAGACGUGCAGUGGUUCGACGCCGCCGUCGACCCGGACAAGAUGCACAACUGGUACUCGUUCGAGUACAACCGCAUCGUGUACGAGGCCCUGCAGGCGCGCUUCGGCCCCGAGCAGGCCGUCGUCUUCGCGCGGUCCGCCACCGCCGGCUGCCAGCGGUUUCCCCUGCAGUGGGGCGGCGACUGCGAGUCCACGCCCGAGGCCCUCGCCGAGAGCGUGCGCGGCGGCCUGUCCCUCGGCCGGUGGGUGGCCAUGGGUCUGCUGUGCAGCCACAGCCGCUUGCACGGGAGCAACUCGUACCGCGUGCCCUGGCUCGUGGACGAGGACGACGCCGGGGAGCAAGGGUGCUCGCGGACGCUGGCCAAGUGGGCGGCGCUCAAGAACCGGCUGAUGCCUUACAUCAUGGCGCAGGCCGAGGAGUCCGUCGCCGGCGGUAUCCCGCUGUCGCUGCGCGCCGUUGCCCUCGAGUUCCCCGAGGACCCGACGGCGUGGUACCUCGACCGCCAGUUCAUGCUCGGGUCCCAGCUGCUGGCGGCGCCCGUGUUCGAGGAGUCGGGCGAGGUCGACUUCUACCUGCCCCGGGGCCGCUGGACCUCGUUCUUCACCAACGAGGUGAAAUCGGGCCCGGGCUGGUUCCGGGAGAGGCACGACUUUGGCUCCCUCCCGCUGUACGUCCGCGAGAACACCGUCCUCGUCCUCGGCAAGCGCGGCGUCUCGGGCGUGGGGUACGACUACGCCGAGGAUGUCGAGGUGUGCCUGUACCAGACGCAGCCGGGAGCCAAGGCCGCCGUGGUCAGCAACGAGGGCGAGGCCCUGGGAGAGUUGGUUGUGGACGCGGAUGGUAAAGUCACGGGGACUUUGGUGUUGAAGGGCGAUUUUACAAUUUCUGAGGCGGGCCGAAGCAUUGACGGCGAUGCGCCCGUAUCGAUUGAGGUAUUGUAG
Messenger RNA from Parascedosporium putredinis, 2289 nucleotides. The record is from the annotation of a GenBank genome assembly. NCBI's taxonomy places the organism in Eukaryota, Fungi, Ascomycota, Sordariomycetes, Microascales, Microascaceae.